This is a messenger RNA of Silurus meridionalis, 5283 nucleotides long. RefSeq names its product F-BAR and double SH3 domains protein 2-like. Gene Ontology annotation, cellular component: recycling endosome; neuromuscular junction. Gene Ontology annotation, molecular function: protein binding. Gene Ontology annotation, biological process: neuromuscular synaptic transmission; regulation of actin filament polymerization. Lineage: Eukaryota; Metazoa; Chordata; Actinopteri; Siluriformes; Siluridae. The record is from RefSeq and is a predicted model, not a curated record.
UCAAUAGAAAGCCUGCAGUAUUUUUUUCCUCUAGACACGGUCAGUCUAUUCUCUCAUAUUGCUUAUGAAGAGUGGAGCUCAUCUCAUGCUUUCAUGGCUGCGCGAGCGAUGAUCUGAUCUUCCUCCCCUUCCCCUUGUCUGUUCCCCUCCUGGUGGAUUGCAUUUCUCGUCCCCUUUUCUCUCUUUUUGGACUUCACUAUUUUGGACUUGCGCUUUCUUCAUGUCCAUGUUGAGCCAUGCAGCCUCCUCCGAGAAAGGUAAAAGUCACACAGGAGCUGAAGACCACUCACACAGAGCAGCUCACCAGACUUCACUUUAAACACCAGACCGAAUGCGACUUACUGGAAGACAUGAGGACUUAUAGUCAGAAGAAGGCCACACUGGAGAGGGAGUAUGCACAGGCUUUGCAGAAGCUGGCCAAUCAGUAUCUAAAGAGGGACUGGCCUGGCAUCAAACCAGACGACCAGAGAAACGACUACAGAAACGUGUACGGGGUGUGGAGGGCGUAUCUGGAAGGCACAGUGGAGGUGAACCAGACUCGACUUUACAUUUGCGAGAAUUACAAGAACGAGAUCUCGGACCCGGCCAAAACUGUACGCCUUUUCAAAGAGCAGCAGCUCAAGAAGUGCAUCGAGCAGUUGGGCCGGAUCCAGGCCGAACUCCAAAACUCUGUGAAGGACCUGGCAAAGUCUAAGAAGAAGUACUUUGAGCUGGAGCAGAUGGCCCAAGCCGUCCGGGAAAAAGUGGACAUCGAGGCCAAGUCGAAGCUGGGCCUGUUUCAGUCCAGGAUUAGUUUACAGAAGGCCAGUGUCAAGCUCAAAGCCAAGAGGAGCGAUUGCAACUCCAAAGCCACACACGCCAGAAACGAAUACCUUCUUACGCUCGCGGCGGCCAACGCACAUCAAGACCGAUACUACCAGACCGAUCUGGCCAACUGUAUUAAGGCGCUGGAUGGUAGUGUAUAUGAACAUGUGAAGGAUUAUUUGAUGUCUUUUUGCCGGACAGAGUUGGAAGCAUUCCAGGCCGUCCACAACACGUUCCAGUUCCUGCUGGACAAGUCCAGUCGAGUGGGGCAGGAUUUCAAUCAGCAGCUGUUCCUGCAGGAGAACCCCAUUUUCCACAAAGCACAGGACUUUCAGUUCCAGCCGUGUGACAGUGACGCAAGCCGGCAACUGGAGUCAGAAACAGGUACCACGGAGGAGCACAGCCUCAACAAGGAGGCCAGGAAAUGGGCGACACGUGUAGCCCGAGAGCACAAAAACAUCAUUCACUAUAAACGGACGCUGGAGGAGUGCGAGAGACAAGGGACUCCUCCUACAGAACAGAGCCGUAUUGACCUGGAAUUCAAAAUCGAGGAGGCCAGAGAGCACAUUCGUAAAGCUGAGACGGUGAAGCUCAAAGCAGAGGCUCGCCUGGACCUGCUCAGACAGGUAGGCGUUUCCGUGGAUACGUGGCUAAAAAGCGCAAUGAACCAAGUGAUGGAAGAGCUGGAGAAUGAGCGCUGGGCAUCGCUGCCCACCCACACUACCCACGAUCCCUCGCUCCCAACCCCCGUGGACUUGGACCGUGACGAAGGCGAGGAACUGGAGGAGAACAUGGAGCAAUUUGACGACAGCAGUUCUAGUCCUUCAGGAACACUGAGGAACUACCCACUUACCUGUAAAGUGCUUUACUCUUACAAGGCUUCACAGCCAGACGAGCUGACCAUCGAUGAGCAUGAGGUGCUCGAGGUCAUAGAGGAUGGAGACAUGGAGGACUGGGUCAAAGCACGGAAUAAGGCAGGUCACGUGGGCUAUGUGCCUGAGAAGUACCUGCAGUUUCCCUCCUCUAACAGCAUACUGAGCAUGCUCCAAUCGCUUUCUGCUUUGGACUCGCGCUCACACACGUCAAGCAACUCCACUGACCCUGAGCUGGCCUCAGGCAGUAUCAACGGUGACUCCAAUAUGAGUUUUGCAAAGGCCAUAUACGACUAUGAGGGCCAGACCGAUGAUGAGCUGUCCUUCCCAGAGGGUGCCGUCAUCCGGAUCCUUAACAAAGACAAUCAGGAGGACGAUGGAUUCUGGGAAGGCGAGUUUAAUGGGAGAGUAGGUGUCUUUCCAUCCGUCCUGGUGGAGGAUCUGACUGCAGAAAAUGGAGACACGCACUGGGCUUUGGAUGCUCAGGUAUCAUCAUGUGUGAAACUGCAGUCAUCUUUGCCUCCUUUACCCCUCUAUGAUCAGCCCCCCUGCACCCUAGACUGUAGCCCCGCUCCCAACCUGCCUCGUUCACCGUCCGUCAACGGAGAGCACAAACAUCCCGGCCUGCACAAAACCCUUCCACACAAUCACAAUUCUGGUUUGAGUCCAGAAAGCCCUGGCUUUCCCCAGCCUCCGAGAUUUACACCUGAUGGAUCCGGUCCGGGAAAACUACGACCUGUCCGUGCAGCUCCACCUCCUCCGAAACAACACUCUCGUAGACAAGUGACAAAACCGAGGAAGUGGAGAUCACGUUGGUGUAAUAGCAAGGAUUUUUUUUUUAUUAUAGAGGACUCAUCUACAUUUGACCUCAAAUUCCUACUGGCUUUGAAGGAGUGUGGCUGACUGUAAAGCCACCCUUCCUGCACUCUGAACGAGGUGGUCUGCAUUUCAAAGUCUCCUGCCUGCUAACCCUGGAAAACACCUCUUAUGGCGUCACAGACUGUUUGGUGCCUUUUAACCCUUUUCAUGCCAAAAGCGAUCCUUGUAUUUGUAGAGUCAAAAUGUUGUGGCAUUACCAGUUAUGAUGGUAUGCUCUGCAAAAUCAAGACGGCAUAAAAAUGUAAGAGUAAUAAAGCCCGGUUGGUUAACUUGCACAUAUUCUUAUCCACCGGGCUCAUCAAUAGCAACAAAUGCAAUAUCAGGAGGUGAUUGAGGGAUUCCGUGGGGGCAUUUUUUCGGUGUACAGUGGGUAUGGGUGAUUAAGUUUGCCCCGUCUUUAGCCACGUGUAGUUCUACCAUGCGUAUUUAAUGUUGUAUUAGUACAGUACAUUACUGUUUGUCAUAGGAAUGUUCAGAAUAGGUGCAACAUUUCUUCAUAUAUUAUAACUGAGUGGAUGCUUUUUAAAACAAAAUUGAGGACGAAGGCAAUUGUGUAUAAAAGGGUAAAAGGCUGAGGUAUGGAGGGAGAGAGGGAGUUGAAGAGAAUGAGGGCUGGAUCCUGCAUUUUCUUUUUUUCCUCUCGCAUAUCUCCUCUAGCCGAAUGCAUUACUCCUCCAUAUCGUGUUAAUCAGAGUACAGUACUAAUAACAAUAAUAUUCUCCUUUUCUCAGCUUGACCUUAAGAAGACUGCCGUUUGUACGUAUUAACUAAUAUUUAGUCAUCAAAUAAAUGACUGUGGAUGGAGGAUUUUUUUUGCUGUGCGUUGUCCCUGGGAACGAGCCCUUAGGCUGUUAUUUUAUGAGCUGUUUGCAAAUGCCAAUCAAUAUGUGAGCAUUCUUUCAAGCGCUUCAUUUUCUUUUCCUAAUUCUUAUCUUGCGCUCUCAUCACAAUAGCAUAGACUCAAUCUAAUGUGUGUUGGCAGUCUGGUCACGGACAUUUCGUAGUAAUUAGCGUCAUAAGUGCUUUUCCUUUCUACAAAGGGCAGCUGUUUGUUUUUUUUUGUUGUUUUUUUUUUUUUUUUCUAUUUUUAUAUUACGGUAUCGUAUGUCAUUAACAAAUUCUGACACGGCUCCAAAUUCAUUAUAAGUACUGAAUGCCUGUAAUUUAUAUCAUUAUUAAUAUUUUUAUUGACCCUCAACUGGUAGGUAGUAUAUAUAUAUAUAUAUAUAUAUAUAUAUAUAUAUAUAUAUAUAUAUAUAUAUAUAUAUAUAUAUAUAUAUGCAUUUUAUAUAGCAUUGUAAAUGUCUUUAAGUCCAUUUAAAUCUUCAGGAAGGAAGUGAGAAGUAAUGAGAGAAAUGGCAUUUUCUGCCAGACAGACGGCUAGCCAACAAGGUUAGCUAACCAAGGCUAACCUGACUAAAUUGUUGAGGAUUUUAAAGUAAUAUGUGUAAAAGUUCACAAUACUCACAGCUAACUGCAAUUAGCUGGCUAAACAUGAGCUAACCUGAUGAAUUCUGAGAGGAAUUCUUUGAAUUCAUAUCAAUAGAUAUUCAUAAAAUCCGCAACUAAACGAUAAUUAGCUGGUAUAACAGUUCUGUGAGGAUUUUGAAUACAUAUCCAUAAAUGUUCACAAUAUUCAUAUGUAGCACUGGUUAGCUAGGUUUAAGCUAACCUUAUAGGAUUUCUGCUAUGAAACAUUUUUGCUAAGUUCACAAACAUUUAAAAUAUUUUCAGCUAUCUGGCUGGCAAAAUUCACAGGAUGUCUGAGAAAGCCUCACUUUUCUGAGUGCGAUCAUAAAACUAAUUCUGAAGCCCAGGCAUGAACUCAGAAACACUCCAAACCUUACAUUGUGACCUGCAACUAGGAAUUGUUCAGAGGUUUGGAUUGCCUUCUCUUAAAAUCAAACCAUGCUCUUUUACAUUCAUCCAAGAUUUCAGCACAUGCCCACAUUCAACGGUAUAGCGUGUAUCUCAGCACUUUUUCCAAAAGCCCUACGGCUUUGUGUCUUUGACGUUUAUGUCUGCAUCCCAUCAAAGGACCCUUGUGUAGCAUAGCUGCCUGUAUGUGUAUGUUUUGUUCUGUUUUAUUAAAUUCAGUGUUUUAUUCCCCAGUGGGUUUGAUGGCUAAAGAAUACAGCCCUAUUAUUUAUUCUCUUCCUCCAAGAGUAAGAAAUCACCCAUUUUCUAGAAGUUAGUGUUACUAGUGUUAAUAACAGUAAAUAAUGUCACAUUAACAAUGGUGCUUGUAAAGAAUGGGGGGAUUGUGUAUGUUAGGAUUUUCUUUCAACACAAUGGGCAAAAAUUGGCAUAUCUGCCCUCAUGUCAUGUGUUUUUUUUGUUGUUGUUUGUUUUGUUUUUUGCAGCCCGUUUUCUUGUUGAUCUCAUUGAGAUCUUUUGAAUGUUAUCAAACUUAUUUUAAAGUUUACAGCUCAUCCUGUCAGAAAGCUCCUCUCAGAGAUUGGCUUUUUUUUCCCCCUCCUUUCAUCACUUUCUGAUUUCUGCAAAAAAAAAUUUAAUCCACAUAAGCUUGUCAAUCUAUUUUUUAAAAUCCUUUUUGUUUUAUUUUAUUUGAAAGCCACUGCUGGAAAAGAAUUGUGUAAUGACAUUGGACUGUUGUUGCAGUGGACAUAUCAGAGAACAGGUCAAGACAUUUCUUUCUGCAUAUUAUUAGCUGUAAAGUAAUUUGUAUUUAUUGUGUACAAAUGUUUAAUAAAAAUUUAGAAAAUGA